GAUAAUAAUGAUUAUCAUUAUACUUAUUUUAGUAGUAGUAGUACUAAUAAUUAUAAUGCUAAUUCAAUGGAUGAUUUCAAUGACGUUGACAAACAAUGGCUAUUAUUUAAACAAAAUUUUCGUUCAAAAAAUGAUCCACUAACAAAUGAUAGACUUUACAAAAACUUAAAUGAAGAACAAUACAGGCGCUCAGUAUUUGAAGAUAAUUAUAGACGUAUUGUCAAACAUAACCAACUGUUCAAUCAGGGUAUCGAAAAAAAUCGUCAAAGUGUUAACAUGUUUUCUGAUUGGACUGAUAAGGAAUUUUACGAUUAUAAUAAACCGUUACCAAUACCAAUAAACCAACAAACAAUAUGACUA
Molecule: messenger RNA, 360 nt
Organism: Oppia nitens
Lineage: Eukaryota; Metazoa; Arthropoda; Arachnida; Sarcoptiformes; Oppiidae
Product: cathepsin L-like proteinase
Exons: 2
Coding region: 67-357 (96 amino acids)
Source: RefSeq, a predicted model, not a curated record